AUGGGUCUCUUGGAUCUCAUAAUAAGCAGCACGCUCGCUCACCCAUUAUUGACCUUUCCCAUCAUAGCAGCCACGCUCCUCUUGUCCCUAGGCAUCUACCGUAUCUAUUUACACCCCAUUUCCCCUAUACCAGGGCCAUUAUUGCCCAAAGUCACCUCAUUAUGGCUUUGGUACCACUCUUACAUCGGCGAUGAAGCGUCCAUCAUUCACGCGCUGCACACAAAAUAUGGCCCUUUGCUGCGCGUCUCACCCAACGAGGUCGAUAUCAGCGACCACGAAGCUAUUCCCGCAAUCUACGUCACCAAAGGCGGCUUCCCUAAAGCCGCAUGCUAUUCUAAUUUCGAUAUUGAUGGACACAAGACCAUUUUCUCAACUACAGAUAUGGAUUACCGUACGCCGAGAGCGAAGGCUGUUGUCCCACUGUUCUCAACCAAGAGCAUCAGGGAAAACGAGGCGGCGCUGUAUGGGUGUGUCGAUCGUAUGGUCGCAAGGAUGAAGGAAGAGAAAGAAGCUCGAGGGAUUGUGAAUGUGUUGAAUCUGGCAAGGAGUCUGGCGGUGGAUGCUGUGUCGACUCAUCUGUUCCGCGAGAACUACAACGGGACUUCCGAGAAGAGUAGCAAGUUGAGCGCAAGUGCAUUUGUAGAUGCUUUUGUUGCGGUAGGCAGGUUUUUCUACCUUCCAAACUUACUUUUUACGUGGGUGGAGUGGGCGAGCGAGAAGUUUUUCCCAGACGAACAUACAAAUGAGAGUAUGGCGGUGGUUGAUCGAUUUGUAGAAGGCUUGGUUAAUAACACCCCAGCUAAAGGUUCGCUGAAUUAUCCAGGAAGGCUGAUGGAACUGAGACUUUUGGAGCAAACAGAGCUGAAGGCGCAGUGCAAGGAUCUUCUUUUUGCUGGAACGGAUUCCUCUGGAAUGAAUUUGGCGACAAUCUUCAGGCAGUUAGUUUUGCAUCCUGAGGUGUACGAAAGUUUGCGGAAAGAAGUUCUUGACAAUACUGGCCCUCAGAGACAAGAAAUUCAAUCACUUCCAUUACUUUCUGCUGUAGUCAGAGAAGGUCUCCGAAUCAGCAUGGCAAACCCCACUCGCCUCCCGCACGUCGUUCCCGCGGGUGAUUGGACCUUCAAAGGAGCCUAUUUUCCCGCUGGCACGAUUGUUGGCUGCUCAGCAACCGAGCUUCACUUUAACUCAAUCAUAUUCCCAAAUCCGCGCUCAUUCCAGCCCGAGAGAUGGUUCAAUGCCACGCAAGAAGCUCAAAAGUCAUUCUUUGCCUUUGGAGCCGGUUCAAGAUCUUGCAUUGCCAAGAAUCUUGCAAUGACUGAAUUAUAUAUGGCAACUGAGCGGCUGGUACUGAGUGACGUGUUGAAAGGAGCGAGAGUUGUGCAAGAGGAAAUUGAAAUCUACGAAUGGUUCAAUUCAAAAGUGGAGGGGGAGGAGAUCGAACUAGUGUGGGAGAAAAAAGCAGAAAGAUCCUGA
Molecule: messenger RNA, 1473 nt
Organism: Lachnellula hyalina
Lineage: Eukaryota; Fungi; Ascomycota; Leotiomycetes; Helotiales; Lachnaceae
Product: Pisatin demethylase
Exons: 2
Coding region: 1-1473 (490 amino acids)
Molecular function (GO): monooxygenase activity; oxidoreductase activity, acting on paired donors, with incorporation or reduction of molecular oxygen; heme binding
Source: RefSeq, a predicted model, not a curated record